Molecule: messenger RNA, 2094 nt
Organism: Phialemonium atrogriseum
Lineage: Eukaryota; Fungi; Ascomycota; Sordariomycetes; Cephalothecales; Cephalothecaceae
Product: P-loop containing nucleoside triphosphate hydrolase protein
Exons: 3
Coding region: 326-1801 (491 amino acids)
Biological process (GO): poly(A)+ mRNA export from nucleus
Cellular component (GO): nucleus; cytoplasmic stress granule
Molecular function (GO): RNA binding; ATP binding; RNA helicase activity
Source: RefSeq, a predicted model, not a curated record
GCAGCUACAGGUAGCUAGGUACCUAGGUACCUACCACGACCCCACCAACCAAGGCCGUUGCCAUUCGCAAAACUCAGGAUACAAGCACGCGGUGAAUAAAACCCGACCUCCAACUUUCUUCUCCCAUCCGUUACUGCAUUGGGUAAGCCAGAUUCACUCGGCUUUUCCCAAAGUUAUUUCAAGACGUUCACUGACGGGCGCCACAGAUUGGAACCAGGUCAGGUGGCCAAAGUAGCCUGGACAAGAAAGCACCUACCCAUCUUUCUCGUGCUUCAUCACUCUGAUUCGACAACGUCUUACCCGAUAACCCUCAAUCCCCUCCAUCAUGGCCGAUCUUGCCAGUCGUAUCACCAAGCCGAGUGCUGAAGCUUCGGCUGAACCGAUCGACACUCCAGUCGAAGCGGCCGACAAUCCAGUCAAAGCGGCCGAAAUCCAAAGCGAUGUUGCCAAAGCUCAGCUUGACGGCCCCAGCGACUCCGCGCCCGUCGAGACUCGCCUCCUCGAGUCCAGCUACGAUGUUGAGGUGAAACUGAGCGAUCUUCAAAAUGACCAGGAUAGUCCGCUAUACUCGGUUUCUACGUUUGACCAACUCGGGCUGUCAAAAGAGAUCAAUGAUGGUCUUCUGGCGAUGAACUACAAGAAGCCUUCUAAGAUCCAAGAGAAGGCCCUGCCACUCAUGAUCGCCAACCCACCCACAAAUAUGAUUGCCCAGUCGCAGUCUGGCACUGGCAAGACCGGCGCCUUCGUCCUCACCAUUCUCUCCCGCAUCGACUUCAGCAAACCGACGCAGCCCCAGGCCUUGGUACUUGCCCCCAGCCGAGAGCUGGCUCGCCAGAUUCAGAGCGUGAUACAGUCGAUUGGGCAGUUCUGCAAAGACCUGAUUGUCGAGGCUGCAGUUCCUGGUGCCGUCUCGCGCGAUACUGGCGUGAGAUCGAGUGCCGUGGUUGGGACCCCUGGCACCGUGAUGGAUCUGAUCAGACGCCGCCAGUUUGAUGUGUCGCAGUUGAAGCUCCUUGUUAUUGACGAAGCCGACAACAUGCUGGACAUGCAGGGUUUGGGCGAUCAGUGCACGCGGGUGAAAAACAUGCUGCCGAAGAAUAUCCAGAUACUCCUCUUCUCAGCGACCUUCCCCGAUAAAGUCAUGAUGUACGCCGAACGUUUUGCGCCGAAUGCCAACCAGAUGAAGCUGCGUCAGCAGGACCUCACCGUCAGGGGCAUUUCCCAGAUGUACAUGGACUGUCCGGAUGAGCGGACCAAGUAUGACAUUCUUUGCAAGCUCUACGGUCUGAUGACUAUCGGAUCUUCGGUCAUCUUCGUCAGGACACGGGAGAGUGCCAACGAAAUCCAGCGCCGGAUGGAGGCGGAUGGCCACAAGGUCUCUGUUCUUCAUGGUGCUUACGAAGGAAUGAACCGAGAUGCCCUUCUUGACGACUUCCGGACCGGAAAGUCCAAGGUCCUCAUCACCACCAACGUGCUGGCUCGGGGUAUCGACGUCUCCAGUGUGUCCAUGGUCAUCAACUAUGAUAUCCCGAUGAAGGGCAUGGGAGACAGGGAGCCCGACGCGGAGACAUACCUGCACAGAAUUGGCCGAACUGGUCGGUUUGGGCGAGUCGGUGUCAGCAUCAGCUUUGUCUAUGACCGCAAGAGCUUCCAGGCCCUGUCUGACAUUGCCAACAUCUACGGCAUCGAUCUCAUUCAGUUGAGUCCCGACGACUGGGAUGUAACCGAGAAGAAGGUCCAGGAUGUCAUCAAGUCGAGCCGAGCGAGACCCGAGUAUGCCCCAAGUGCUGUUACGGCCUAGAACACCAUCUCCAGUUCGUGGCGUGGGAGUCGUCAGCAGAGACCAUACCGAGGUGGGUUUCUGCUGCCUUUCGCUCGCAGAUAAAUCAACAUCCUUUCGGGAAAAUAGGGGCCAGGGACGAGGUGGAGAAAAAUAUUGUCGGAGGUGGGAGACUUUGCAGCAUCAGGUGCAGGCGGCUGAUAAUGAAGAAAAUGAAUGGAUGAGACCUGAGACCUGAGACCUAGAUACCAACCGACAAUACAGUUUGCUGCAGGUACAUACCUGCUUACCCUGCAGGUUGCAACCCGAACCAC